This is a messenger RNA of Centrocercus urophasianus (Greater sage-grouse), 989 nucleotides long. RefSeq names its product interleukin 21 (gene IL21). NCBI's taxonomy places the organism in Eukaryota, Metazoa, Chordata, Aves, Galliformes, Phasianidae. The record is from RefSeq and is a predicted model, not a curated record. Gene Ontology annotation, biological process: positive regulation of natural killer cell mediated cytotoxicity; immune response. Gene Ontology annotation, cellular component: extracellular region. Gene Ontology annotation, molecular function: cytokine receptor binding. The coding region runs from base 124 to 555 and encodes 143 amino acids. The transcript is spliced from 5 exons.
UUUACAUCUGCAUCAAAGACCAAUAUAUAGGUAGGUAUGUGGCAUACCUGAGCACAGCUCAAACUGAAGUGUUCAUCUUGGAUAGCGCAACUUUGCUCCUAACACAACAAAACUCAUCAGAGUAUGGAGAGGAUGAUUAUUUUCUGUAUGCUCUUCUUCUGUUCCAGUAUGGUGCUGACUGCAGCUCCACCAAAAGCAAUGAAAUACAAACAGCUUGCAAAGACAAUUGACCAUCUAAAAGAUGUAGUGAAAGAUAAGGAUGUUGAAUUGCUGCAUACACCAGAAAACCCUGAGGAUGGAUGCCUGUUCACAGCUAUGACCUGCUUCCAGGAUGGCAUACUGAAAUUACAGCCAAAAAACAGCCAAGUAAAUGUUACAUUCACCAAAACUGUGAAGAUCUUGAGAAGACCCAUUUUGCCAGACUCUGGAGAGCAUUGUGAGUCUUCAUGUCAGUCUUACGAGAGAAAAAAGCCCCAAGAGUUUCUGAACAGCUUUUCAAAACUGAUGCAAAAGUUAUUCAAGAACUGUGGAUACACCAGAGCUGAAGGCUACUGAAAAUCUACUAUUUAAAGCAGACACUAUCUUAUUUAAGACUGUGAAAAAUGUAAAUAUUUCUCAUUGCUACUUUGCUGUGCUGUGUGUGUGGUAAGUGAAAGCUUCUCCCCAGAAUUUAAAGGAGGCUUAUUUGGAUGGCUAAGCAUAAGAAUGAUGCUGAUUUGAAAGUAAUCCUAGCCUCAUCUCACAGUGAAAUUCCAACCAGUGAAAUUCCGUGAUUUCAGAAAACAAGGCUCACUUGUGGGACUUUACUGUCACUUUACGCUGAACUAGAAAUGCAUGAGAUGGCUGCUAGUCUUUUUUUGCAUUCAUCUCAAAUGAAUCUCAUACAUAAGUGACUGAAACAUUUUAUAGAAGACAGACAAAAAGUUACCAGUAUGUUUGAAGACUCAGGUUCCUACUUGGACUGAUUUCCUUAUCUUCAACAAUAAUAC